UCCCUGCUAAGUUGUGGGGUAAAUGAACUGCCAAUUGGCUUUUUGAGGACGAAAAAAAAGAUCGAAGUUGGAAAAAACAUUUAAAAAGAGUAAUAGGAAAAAAGUGGAAUUACACGGAAGAAAGCACCAAGAAGGGCAUGUAAUGGGUGUGCCGCCACGUAAGCUCCUCACCUUUCCCUUUCUUCAAUAAAAAGAGGAAAUAUUUGAAUCAAAUUCCAUUAACACAACCCCAGCCUUGCCAGUUGCCUUGCCACCACCACCGCUCUUCGGUUAUCGCGGCAGCUUCGACUCACUCUGGAGUUCAGGAUUUCCUCUUCUCUUCUGACCAUAGGUCUUCUUUGGUGAGGAAACAGCGGUGCAGACACGUUAAUCUGAUUGUGCUGAGAAUUCUAGUAGCAAACAUGUCAGGUGGCGAGGGCAGACAACUUUCAGAUAAUGAUAUACAAGUGAUAUAUCCUAUUUCAGGUGCAAAAUCGUAUAGAACAAUGUCUCCGACUUUACAUGUGCAAAAAGGAUGUAAUAAAUACCCUCAUUAUCCAGGACAACAUCGAUCCCCAAUUUACUGAGCUCGUUUGGCAGAGGCUUGAAGAAGAAAAUCAAGAAUUUUUCAAGGCUUAUUAUCUCAAAUUGUUGGUCAAAGACCAAAUAAUGGAAUUCAACAGGCUGCUUUCAGAACAGGUGGAGCUGAUGCGUCGUAUUGGAUUUAGCGGGAUUUCUCCUAUGCUCACAUCGAACGGGAUGCAUGUUUCGCCAACACAGCACAUAUCCAUAUCUGCUCCACAGAACAUCAGACCUCUGAAGACAGAAAACAUCCAGCAGGAGAGUGUAUUUAACAAUUGUGGAUCGGUUAUCCAGCCAUGUGUGCCGGUAACUGUUGAUGGAUCUGUUCAUAACAGAAAACUUGAUGUUCCUCCAAACUUGUUCAUGCCGCAAAACACAAGUGUGGAAUUAGCUCGAACUACAAAUGAGAAAGUUGUCAAGACAGAAGCUGGUUAUACUGGCUGUACGCCUUUCGAUUUCAGUCCACCUGGAAAUUAUUUGGAUUCCCGCCCCCUGAUGUGUGAUGCCUCUGUGUCAUCUUUCAGUAGUGUAGAUUCUAAUGCACAGCAUCUGAAUGGCACACUCCUGGAUGCUGACACUUCCUCCUUUGGGUUUUUGGAGCAAAUUCCUCCAAGUUUCAAUCUCCCUGAGAUGCCAACUGAUUUCGCCACUAGUUCUGAUUUGCUGGAGAGUUAUUGUAGGGCUCCCUUCCUAACACCAGAUGCUGCCACAUUUGCAGAUCCCCGUGGUGAUGUUGAAAGGCUGGACCCUGAAUCUGAAAGUUUGAGAUUUUAAUGUUUUGGCGGCCACCAUUAAGAAUCAUCCUGUUGGUUCAGCCAGACUUUAGUAGGAUGGAGAGAGAGAGAAGUACUUGUAUAUUUCAGACAUUGCAAUGGAGGAGGUUUCUCUGAUGAUGUUAGAGCCAACAUGAGCUCUUCUUCUUCUUCUUUGGGUGUUUUCUUGCGGUUUUUUUAGGUUGACCUUGUAAGUAAUUAUGGAAGUUCUGCUUUGCUUUCUGUGUAUGAUGCUGCAAUUAAGGAAGGCUGUGUAUGUGUACAUUUUUAUACAUACAACAACAAUACACAAGUCAUGUUUUGUCUUAUU
Messenger RNA from Andrographis paniculata, 1644 nucleotides. RefSeq lists its product as uncharacterized. The coding region runs from base 502 to 1335 and encodes 277 amino acids. The transcript has 8 exons. NCBI's taxonomy places the organism in Eukaryota, Viridiplantae, Streptophyta, Magnoliopsida, Lamiales, Acanthaceae. The record is from RefSeq and is a predicted model, not a curated record.